Molecule: messenger RNA, 2252 nt
Organism: Meleagris gallopavo (turkey)
Lineage: Eukaryota; Metazoa; Chordata; Aves; Galliformes; Phasianidae
Source: RefSeq, a predicted model, not a curated record
AGCAGGGGGUUGGAGCUGGGUGAGCACUGUGCUCCUUUGCCACCCAGACCAUUCUGUGAUUCUAUGAUUCAGUCCCUCGUCACACCAGCCCAUGAUCCUCCCACUCCCAUCCCCACCGCCAGCCACGGACCCCCCCAUCCUUCUGAGCAUCCCCAGCCAGGUGCUGCCCGCAGGGUUCCUGGAGGAGGGCAUCCUGGUGCUGGAUCGGAAGCGCAUCCGGCGCCGCUACCUGCGCUCCAGCAGCUUCCUAUGGGACGUGGCCUCAGUGCUGCCCAUGGAGCUGCUGUGCCUGCGCCUGCGCUCAGCCCUGCGUUCCAACCGCUGCCUGCGUGCCCCGCGGCUCUUUGAGGCCUUCGAGCGCCGGGAGACACGCACAGCUCACCCCCACGCCUUCCGCAUCGCCAAGCUGAUGCUCUACGUCUUGGUGGCCAUCCAUUGGAACGCCUGCCUCUACUUCGCGCUGUCCGUGCACCUGGGGCUGGGCUCUGAUACGUGGGUGCACCCCAACGGGAGCCGGCCCGGCUUAGCACGCCCACUGCGGCAAUACCUGCACAGCUUCUACAUCUCCACCCUCAUCCUCACCACCGUGGGUGACACGCCGGAGCCGUGCCGCGAGGAGGAGUUCCUUUUCGUGACGGCCGGCUUCCUGCUGGCCGUGCUGGGCUUCGCCACCAUCAUGGGCAGCAUGAGCUCCGUCAUCGCCGACAUGAGCGCGGCCGACGCCUCCUUCUACCCGGAGCACGGCCCGGUGCGGCGCUUCCUGCGGGCUCACGGCGUGGCAGAGCGGUUGGUGAGACGCGUGGCCGCAUGGCACGAGCACCUGCGUGCGCAGCGCAAGCUGGCGGAGGAGCACGUCGUGCUGCGGCACCUGCCCGAGAGGUUGCGUGCCGAGGUGGCCGCCGGCGUGCAUCUACCAGCACUGAGCAAGGUGAGGCUGUUCCAGAGCUGUGAGCGCGGCGUGUUGGAGGCGUUGGUGCUGCGACUGCGCCCUCAGGUCUUUGGGCCUGGAGAGUUCGUCUGCCGGCGCGGCGACGUGGGCCGUGAGAUGUAUUUCAUCCGAGAGGGGCGGCUGGAGGUGCUGGGAGCUGACGGUGUGACGCAGCUCGCCGUGCUGGGAGAGGGGCUCUACUUCGGAGAGAUCAGCCUCAUCAACAUCCCCGGGAACCGCUUGGGGAACCGGCGCACAGCUGACAUCCGCAGCAUCGGCUACGCAGACCUCUUCUGCCUGGCCAAGGAGGACCUGGCGGAGGUACUGACUGAAUUCCCCACUGCCCGAGUGCUGCUGGAGGCCAAGGGCCGUGAGAUCCUGCUGCGUAUGGACAAGCUGGAUGUGCACGCGGAGGCGGCGGCGGCAGCAGCUCGGGAGGAGGCUGAGCGGCGAGCGCAGGUGCUGGAGGCGGCGUUGGAGGCUCUGCAGACACGAACGGCGCGGCUGCUGGCACAGCUGGAGUCCAGUGCCCUCAAACUGGCACUGCGCAUCGGGCGCCUGGAGAGCAGGGCGCAGCAGCGUGGCAAGUGGGGACAGGGGAAGGGCAGGAAGAGGAGUCCCAGCAGGCUGCAGUGUGCCGCAGGGGGAGGGGAGCCUGAGGGGCGACCCACCAGGGCACAAAAUCCCACUAAGGCGCAGGGUCCCACUAGUGUCCAGAGUCCCAGGGGGGUACAGGGUCCCACCACAGCACGAGGUCCCAUUGGCAUAGCAGGUCCCACAGGGACACGUAGACCCACCAGGGCACGGGGUCCCACCUGGGCACGGGGUUCCACUGGUGUAGGGGGUCCCAUUGGCACACGAGGUCCCACUGGUGCAGGGGGUCCCACCAGGGGUCGGGGUCCCACUGGUGUAGGGGGUCCCAUUGGCACACGAGGUCCCACUGGUGUAGGGGGUCCCACCAGGGGUCGGGGUCCCACUGGUGUAGGGGGUCUCAUUGGCACACGAGGUCCCACUGGUGCAUGGGCUCCCUCUGGUGCACGAGGUCCCACUGGCACACGAGGUCCUACUGGUGUAGGGGGUCCCAGCAGGGGUCAGGAUCCCACAGGGGCACGGGGCACACAGCCCAGAGGCCGCUGGCGCUGAGGAUCAGGGAUCUGCCUGGCUGCUGAGUGUGCAAUAGCAGUGACAGUCGGUGCUUUGUGACAGCCGUUGCUAGGUAACAAUGACAACAGUUGCUAGGUAACCGUGACAACAACCGCUAGGUGAUGGUGACAAUAGUUGCUAUGUAGCAAUAACACCAGUUGCUAAGCAACAGCAGUGGUUG